AUGGCGGCGCAGAACUCCAGUCAGUAUCCCUACGAAGCUUGCCUGAUUGCUGGCCUUUCAAGUGAUGUUCAACACCACAUACUUAACAUUGGCAACUACGUUUUCCGUCCCCUGAAUUUUAUUCUGGCUUUUUUGGCAUUUGUCUUUAAUACGCUUGUUAUUACAGCUGUGGCACGAACCAAAUCUCUUCAAUAUCCCGCGAUGGUUAUGAUGUGCAGUUUGGCAGUAACUGAUAUAAUAUUCCCACUGUAUUCUAUGUACAGAUACAUAGAAACAUUCACACACGAACACAUGUGUGCAGCAACAUCGCAUGAGCAUCCACUGUAUUUUGCCAUCGGUGGUCUUUGUACCUUGGCAACGCUUGGUAACCUGGCUGUUAUCAGUAGAGAUCGCUAUUUGGCAGUCCGAAGACCCGUGUGGUAUCGUAAUCACAUGACAAUAUCACGUGCUUUUAAGGCCAUAUGUUUAGCGUGGCUUAUCAGUAUGGCAUAUGCAGUUGCAACGUACUUGUCAAUACUUUUGGGAGGAGUUUACGCACCUGUGGCACUAUCUUUUGUUCUACUUUUUUUCCCUUUUUAUGUAAUUGUCAUCGCGUUCUGUUAUCUUAGUAUUUAUUGUAGAAAAAUUAUUCAAGUGGGAAAUCUAAACGACGCAUUUCUAAAAAGGCAAAAACGAUUGGCUAACACAGUUGCUUGGAUCCUUUUGAUUCUGGUAUUGACCUACUUUCCUGGCCUUCUUUUUGGAGCUGUUUUGGUUGCAAAUGGAGUAAAUAAUCUGCCCUUUCGGCCUUAUUACAUCACUUUUGUCCAAUUAAAUGGAGCUUUGAAUCCUUUGUUAAACUUCAGUCGUAUUAAAAAGAUGCGCAAAGCAAUAAGAGACUUGUUUAGAUGCCAUCCGCAAUUACAGUCAUCAUCACUUGCCAACAAUAACAACACCAGCAAUGAACGAUAG
Molecule: messenger RNA, 951 nt
Organism: Porites evermanni
Lineage: Eukaryota; Metazoa; Cnidaria; Anthozoa; Scleractinia; Poritidae
Source: the annotation of a GenBank genome assembly